Molecule: messenger RNA, 882 nt
Organism: Drosophila ficusphila
Lineage: Eukaryota; Metazoa; Arthropoda; Insecta; Diptera; Drosophilidae
Exons: 1
Coding region: 1-882 (293 amino acids)
Source: RefSeq, a predicted model, not a curated record
AUGUCAGUGGAUACGGCGUUUGUGCUUCGCUCUUUAACAUCACCUCUGCCAAGGAUGAAUAUCCACCUGCAAAACUGGUCGCAUAUCCAAGGACUCGAAUUGGCAGAUCCUACCUUUACGCGAUCCGGUCGAAUCGACUUGCUGAUUGGCGUGGAUGUCAUACCUCAGCUCAUGCUGUCUGAAGUUCGGAAGGGAGCUCAGGAUCAACCAAUAGCUCAGCGCACGCAACUGGGUUGGAUUGUAUUUGGUAAGACAAACCAAACACUUUCGCAUGCCAUAUCCAUUCGAUGCCAUCAGACAAAUUUGGAGUCUUUGGUCAAUAAGUUUUUUGAACUAGAGAAAAUUCCCGAAACUCGACAGUUGACAGCAGAAGAACAAUGGUGCGGGGAUCAUUUCAAACGCACGCAUACACGUCAACCCAAUGGGAAAUAUAAGGUUCGGCUCCCAUUCAAGACGCAGUUCGAUUCCUCGCAAGUUCUUGGGAAAUCUCGGCAAAUAGCCCUUAAUCGCCUCCAUAUGUUGGAGCGCAAGCUCCAACCAGCGUUACAUCAGCAAUAUUCAGCCGUCAUCCAAGAGUAUUUUGAUCUCAACCAAAUCAUCGAAGCUGCAAGCACUGAGGAGCAACAUCGGACUCACACGCCAUUGGGGCAGGUCGGGUUUGCGGCAUGCACUCUGCCUCAUCACGCUGUGCUAAAGGAGGAGAGUACCACCACCAAAUUACGCGUGGUCUAUGAUCCGUCUUGCAAAACUUCCAAUGGCCGUUCUCUCAACGAUGUCCUUUGUAUAGGUCUCGCGUUGCAGAAUGAUCUUGGUGGAGUCAUACUAAACUGGCGCAUGGUCAUGACACCGUUGAUGGAGCUAUCAAAAUUCGAGAGGAUCUAA